Messenger RNA from Aspergillus candidus, 1245 nucleotides. RefSeq names its product type 1 serine/threonine-protein phosphatase catalytic subunit GLC7 (gene glcA). Gene Ontology annotation, molecular function: protein serine/threonine phosphatase activity. Gene Ontology annotation, cellular component: cytoplasm; nucleus. The transcript has 4 exons. NCBI's taxonomy places the organism in Eukaryota, Fungi, Ascomycota, Eurotiomycetes, Eurotiales, Aspergillaceae. The coding region runs from base 81 to 1055 and encodes 324 amino acids. The record is from RefSeq and is a predicted model, not a curated record.
UCCGUUCUGGGCUGGUGAUUUCUGUUGUUUCUUUUUUUCCGCUCGUUUUUUCGGUCGACUCUCGUUAGAUUCUGCAAAUCAUGGCGGACCAGGAAGUGGAUUUGGAUUCGAUCAUCGAUAGAUUGUUAGAGGUGAGGGGCAGCCGCCCUGGGAAACAGGUCCAACUGCUCGAGUCGGAGAUUCGCUACCUCUGCACCAAGGCGCGCGAGAUUUUCAUCUCCCAGCCUAUUCUGUUGGAGUUGGAGGCGCCUAUUAAGAUUUGCGGUGAUAUCCACGGCCAGUACUACGAUCUUCUGCGUCUGUUCGAAUACGGUGGCUUCCCGCCCGAGGCCAAUUAUCUGUUCCUCGGUGACUACGUCGACCGUGGCAAGCAGUCGCUCGAGACCAUCUGCCUCCUGCUCGCCUACAAGAUCAAAUACCCCGAGAACUUCUUCGUCCUGCGCGGCAACCACGAGUGUGCCUCGAUCAACCGCAUCUAUGGGUUCUACGAUGAGUGCAAACGGCGGUACAACAUCAAGCUGUGGAAGACCUUUACCGACUGCUUCAACUGUCUGCCCAUCGCCGCCAUCAUCGAUGAGAAGAUCUUCACCAUGCACGGUGGUUUGAGCCCUGACCUUAACUCGAUGGAGCAGAUCCGUCGGGUUAUGCGUCCGACUGAUAUCCCCGAUUGCGGUCUUCUCUGCGAUCUCCUGUGGUCCGACCCCGACAAGGACAUUACCGGCUGGAGCGAAAAUGACCGCGGUGUAUCGUUCACCUUCGGCCCAGACGUCGUCUCGCGAUUCCUUCAGAAACACGACAUGGAUCUCAUCUGCCGCGCGCACCAGGUCGUCGAGGACGGCUACGAAUUUUUCUCCAAGCGGCAGCUGGUCACGCUGUUCAGCGCACCGAACUACUGCGGAGAGUUUGACAAUGCAGGCGCCAUGAUGAGCGUGGACGAGAGUCUCUUGUGUUCCUUCCAGAUCUUGAAACCCGCAGAAAAGAAGCAAAAGUACGUUUACGGCGGCUCCAGCUCAGGCAGGCCCAUCACUCCUCCGCGAAAGCAAAAGAAGAAGUAAGGAAUCAAUACGAGCUUUUCCAUGUGCAGCAGGUUCGGGCGACGAUAAACACGUCACAUCACCACCCUCCGACCAUCUUCCAUCACGAGAAUCCGGCUCCCCCUCAGUCUACUCCCCCCACGACUUUUUCGAUGGCCAUGCAUUAGACGAUCGGAAGCAACAUCCCGCGCAACCCGCCUGAGACCCGACC